Messenger RNA from Aegilops tauschii subsp. strangulata, 963 nucleotides. NCBI's taxonomy places the organism in Eukaryota, Viridiplantae, Streptophyta, Magnoliopsida, Poales, Poaceae. The record is from RefSeq and is a predicted model, not a curated record.
AUGAAGACGUGCAAGACGGUGUCUACAUGCACCCCACUGGAGGAGGCUCAAGGCACGCAUGUGUUUGAUAUCUUGGCUUACAGCAAGCACAAGGGCAUGGGCCACGGCGUGGACGACCUCAUACGCUCAGGGGUUUUCUCCGUCGGCGGCCACGACUGGGUGAUCUUCUUCUUCCCCGACGGGUAUAAAGGACAAUCUUCAGUGCAUAAAACAGGACCUAGGAUUUUCGGUUCUCGUGAUAUUAGUAAGUUUGCUCCGCAGUCUAAUUGUUUCAUAAGGCAUAGCGAGAUCGAGGGAUCCGCGUACCUUAGGGAUGAUCGAUUGACGAUCGAAGGCGUCAUCACUGUUUUCAACAAGCCACAUGUUACCGAAACAAAAUCAUUCCCUAAAAUCGCCUGUUUUCAAGCAUCUGACAUGACUGAGCAUGUUAGCAAGCUACUUGAAGAAAAGCAGGGAUUUGAUGUCAGCUUCAUUGUCGAAGGAGAGACCAUUGAAGCCCAUAGGUUUGUUCUCGCUACGCGCUCGCCUGUUUUCAAAGCAGAGCUCUAUGGGUCGAUGCAGGAGGCGAGGCCGGGGCAAUGCAUAACAAUCAUGGACAUGCAACCUGAUGUUUUCAAGGCCCUGCUCCAUUUCAUCUAUACGGACUGUUUGCCUAGCCGUGAGGAUACCGAGAUGGUCCGGCUUUUACUAGUGGUUGCGGAUAGAUAUCCAAUGGACAGGCUCAAGCUGGUUUGCCAAAGCAUCCUUUGCGAGGAUCUGAACAAGGACACCGUGGCAAUCACAUUGGCUUUAGCUGACCAACAUAACUGCCACCAGCUUAAGAAUGCUUGCCUUGAAUUUAUCGAAUUAUCAAAUUUCACGAGUGCUCUGGUGGCUACACGACGGUUAAAGGAUAUCAAGAAGACUUGCCCAUCUUUCAUAGUGGACGAAUUGGAGAAGAGAACAAAGAGUCGUAAAGCAUGA